GCGGUAAGCGGUGUCGUCCGGCCGCGCGAUGCAUUGUGGGCGCGGCUGAGGAAGUAAAAUGGCGGACCUGGCGAACGAAGAAAAACCUGCCAUUGCCCCACCUGUCUUUGUAUUUCAAAAGGAUAAAGCACAGAAGUCCCCUGCAGAGCAAAAAGCUUUGUCGGAUUCAGGCGAGGACCCCCAGGGAGAGGUUGAGCCCCCCUACCAUGGUCUGGGUCACACAGAACCAGCUGGUGAGUGCGACUCUGAGCACCCUGCUCCUGCUGUGGCCUCAGUCAGUGCUACCCUGAGUCCUGCUUCUGAAGCCCAGCUUGCUCCUAUUCAACAAGAACUGGCAGGGAGAUCUGCAGAUGGAUCAAGUCCAGAAGAUGGAGAUGAAUCUGAUCGAGAGGAUGGAAGCUACUGUCCACCUGUAAAACGAGAGAGAACUUCAUCUUUGAAUCAGUUCCCUCCUUCUCAGUCAGUAACAAAGAACAAUGUCUUUAUGCCAUCAAGCUUUUGUGAACCCUCUGCAGGCAAUUCUGACUCAGAACCAGAGGAAAAGAGCAGUGGAUUCCGGCUGAAGCCACCAAUACUUAUCCAUGGUCAGGCACCUAGUGCAGGUCUCCCUAGCCAGAAACCAAAGGAACAGCAGCGAAGUGUGCUCCGUCCAGCAGUACUACAGGCACCGCAGCCAAAAGCUUUCUCACAGAUGGUUCUCAGCAGUGGCACCAAUGGUGUAAAUAUCCCUCCAGAUUCUGCAGCCACAUCAGAAUCACCAAGUGAUGCAACAUUGAAAAGUUCAGACUCUGAAGACAAGACAGCAGAAUGUCAGAAAAAGGAAUCCAACAAUACUUCAGAUGAUGACUGCUCUGAGAAGGUUGAACUAAAUGCACAGCAAGCAUUCGUUUUUGGGCAAAAUUUACGAGAUAGAGUUAAGCUAGGAGAUGAAAGCAAUGAAACUGCCGAUGUGCAGAAUGCUGGCCUUCUGACAUCAGAUAUACCUUCUGCAACAAACUAUUUUCUACAGUACAUCAGUUCCAGUGUAGAGAACUCUACGAACAGUGCAGAUGCAUCUAGCAACAAGUUUGUUUUUGGACAGAACAUGAGUGAGCGAGUCCUAAGCCCACCAAAAUCAAAUGAAGGUAGUACAGAGAGUAAUAAGGAGAAUGCUGCUACAGAGUCUGGGUCUGAAUCGUCUUCUCAGGAGGCCACGCCAGAAAAAGCUAACAAUAUUUCAGAAUCACUGGCAGAGUCUGCAGCAGCCUAUACUAAAGCAACAGCAAGGAAGUGUUUAUUAGCGAAGGUAGAAGUGAUUACUGGGGAGGAAGCUGAAAGUAACGUGUUACAGAUUCAGUGCAAGCUGUUUGUAUUUGAUAAAAGCUCUCAGUCUUGGGUGGAAAGAGGUCGAGGACUCCUGAGACUCAAUGAUAUGGCCUCAACAGAUGAUGGAACAUUACAGUCUCGGCUGGUGAUGAGGACUCAGGGGAGUCUCAGGUUAAUCUUAAAUACCAAGCUCUGGGCUCAGAUGCAGAUCGAUAAAGCCAGUGAGAAGAGUAUCCGGAUCACCGCCAUGGAUACAGAGGACCAAGGAGUUAAAGUUUUUCUUAUAUCAGCAAGCUCUAAAGAUACAGGGCAGUUGUAUGCUGCAUUGCACCAUCGGAUCUUGGCCUUGCGCAGUAGAGUGGAACAAGAGCAAGAAGUCAAGAAUGUAGCCCCUGAGCCAGAGGUAACGCAGUCAAAUGAGGAAGACAGUGAUGAUGAUGAUGUCAUUGCACCUUCAGGAUCAGUUGGAAGUGGUCCUAAUGAUGAAGGUGAUGGGCAGAACGUUGGCAGCACAUAGCAGAUGUGAGCCAAUCUGCUUGCAAGGCUGCUGUGAACACCAUCUUGCAGGCAUCUCUGGAUACCCCAGGCCAGCAAUUCUUUCAGGCGGUUUAGAAAGCUCCAGGACUUAAGAACUGUGCAUCUCUGUUCUGUUUGUUUGGGUUUUUGGUCUGGAUCAGUAGAUUCCACACAAAAAAUAGCAGACUUGGAAACUACCUGAAUGUGGUUUGGGACGUUGAAAGCUCAUCAUAUUGAUGAGCAAAAAAAAAAAAAAUCCAACCCCAAAACAACAUAAACACAAAAUGCAACCACCCCCAACCAUUUCCCCUCUUCCUUGUAAUUAAAAUGGCACAUUACAGCUUGUCACAGCUUUUCAUUGGGA
Molecule: messenger RNA, 2185 nt
Organism: Zonotrichia leucophrys gambelii
Lineage: Eukaryota; Metazoa; Chordata; Aves; Passeriformes; Passerellidae
Gene: RANBP3
Product: RAN binding protein 3
Exons: 18
Coding region: 59-1822 (587 amino acids)
Biological process (GO): protein export from nucleus
Cellular component (GO): cytoplasm; nuclear pore
Molecular function (GO): GTPase activator activity
Source: RefSeq, a predicted model, not a curated record